Molecule: messenger RNA, 1189 nt
Organism: Capsella rubella
Lineage: Eukaryota; Viridiplantae; Streptophyta; Magnoliopsida; Brassicales; Brassicaceae
Product: GEM-like protein 5
Exons: 4
Coding region: 1-942 (313 amino acids)
Source: RefSeq, a predicted model, not a curated record
AUGAGACUCACACUUAAUGGGCCUUUAAAGAAAGAACUUAUAUCUGGUAAUGGGUUCCAAAGGCCUGAUAAUAGUCAAAGGCCCAGUCGUUCUAGUCUACAAAGGAAGAAGAACGAACGCAACAAGGAGAAACUCACCAGCCUCAGCCUCAGCCUCAGCCUCAGAUCAUUCAAAACUCUAGAAACAGAGGACCAAAAACAACAACCUUCUUCUUCGUCUCCGGAUCAGAAGAAGUGGGGUACUCACGUGAUGGGAGCUCCGGCUGCUCCCGUAGCUCAUCCCGAUAACCAACAAGCGGCGGCGUGGGUCGCCGGAGAUAACCAUCAGACUCAGUACCAACCGUACGUCAUCUACUCUCCUGUCGAACAUCCACCAACUACCAACAGCCCUCUCGAGCCAGUCAUCGGAAUGUUCCAUACCUGGAGCCACAAGGCUGAAACCGUCGCACGUAACCUCUGGCACAAUCUGAAGACAGGGCCAUCUAUGUCGCAAACGGCAUGGGGAAAGGUUAAUUUGACGGCAAAGGCGAUAACAGAGGGAGGAUUCGAGUCGCUGUUCCGGCAGAUAUUCGGAACAGAGCCAAACGAGAGGCUGAAGAAAACUUUCGCAUGUUACCUCUCAACGACGACGGGACCUGUCGCUGGAACUAUCUAUCUCUCUAAUGCUCGUGUAGCUUUCUGCAGUGACCGUCCUCUCUCCUUCGCAGCACCUUCUGGCCAAGGAGCUUGGAGCUACUACAGGGUGGUGAUACCGUUGGGGAAUGUUGCUACGGUUAAUCCGGUUGUGAUGAAGGAGACUCCGCCUGAGAAGUAUAUUCAGCUGACGACGGUGGACGGGCAUGACUUUUGGUUCAUGGGUUUUGUGAACUACGAGAAGGCUUCGCAUCAUCUGCUCACUAGCGUCUCGGAUUUUCAAACCGCACACGGCUCUGUGUCUGGUUAAAACCAUAUUCUUUAAUGUUUCUAUGUCUUUUUGACUUUGGUUUUCUUUAUUUGUAUGGUUGGUUUCUCCCUUGCAGAUGCUUAUAUAAGUUUAUACAUAUAUGUAAAUUGUGCAUCAGAGCUGGACUUUUGUGAGUCUCCGAUCUCGAUUCGUCUUGUGUUAAUAUAGUUUGGUUUUCACUUGAUAUAUCUGAUCUCUUUUGUAAUACUAGUUUCAUUUAAAUUAAUUUAACGACCUUUGAGGCGAA